GUAACUAAAUAUUACUAAAUAACAAUUACAGUAUUUCAAUGUGAUGUCGAUAUUAUUUGAGUAUGAUUACCAAUAUCUAAUUCGGAAAAAAUAUUGUUUUAUAAACAAAAAUACUCAUGACAAUCUUUUUUAAAACAACUGAAUCUUUGAUACUUCUUGGAAUAUAAAAUAAUCGUUCCCAUAUAGAAGUGCAACUAAAAUGCGAUACUUAACCUUAUAAUUUAUAGAGGUUAUGUUGUGAAACAAACGUAAAAAUGGCUUAUUUAACAAGAAAAGAAAUAGACGAAAUGAAACCACAAAUAGAAAAAGCAGUUCAUAAAUUUCUUGGCUUUGGGGAACCUGCUAUUGUAACUACAGCUGUCAAUUGUAUUACUUCAGGUUAUGAUAAACGCAAAACAGCAGAUAAAUUAUCCGCUUUAUUGGAAGAUAAAAAAGCUUCAAAAUUAACUGAAAAAAUAUUUGCAAUAUAUGAUGAUGCCAAAGCAGCUCAGAAAAGUAAAAAACGGAAUCAUGUGGAAGACAAGGAUAAAGACAAAGAUGCAAAAAAACCUAGAUUUAGGGAUGAUGAAAUCAAAAAUGAAAAGACAACGGAAGCACAAUUAUCUGCUGAUAAGAUAAGACAAAUGAUGGCUAAUGCCCAAAAAGAAAUUGAAGAAAGGAAAAGAGCAUUAAAAGCUAUAAAACAAGAAGAAGUUCCACCAGUAAAACCUUUACUUAAAAGAGAUUCUUUACCAACCGUAGGAAGCAUGUACAAUCAGGGUUUAUUAAGUAAAACAGAUUCUGACAAAGCACGAAAAAUUGCCGCUUUGCAAGCUCAAAUUAGAAGUAAACUAAGUUCAGGACUAUUAGGUAAUGUCAGUGUUCCAGAUAAACCAACACCUCUAAUUUUGGAUGAAUCUGGCAGAACUGUAGAUAUAACAGGCAAAGAAGUACAAUUAACACAAGUAGUGCCAACGUUAAAAGCUAACAUUAGAGCGAAAAAACGUGAAGAAUUUAAAGCCCAAUUACAAGAAUCAAAAGGUCCAGAAGAAAUUCAAGAUACACACUUUUUUGAUACUAGAAUAGGUGUAAAACCUGCAGUACGAGGCAAACGUACUCUCAAAUUUCAUGAACCUGGAAAGUUCCAACAGUUAGCUGAAAGAAUUCGUAUGAGAGCUCAGUUAGAAAAGUUACAAAAUGAAAUUAGUCAAAUUGCUAGAAAGACUGGUAUAAGUUCAGCAACUAAAUUAGCGCUCAUAGCUCCAAAAACAGAAGCUCUAAGCGAAGAUGUGCCUAACGUAGAGUGGUGGGAUUCUGUUAUAUUAACAGGAGGAUAUCCAGACGAAAAUGAAUCCACAACUAUUAAAAGUUCCACUAUUACAAAUUUAGUGGAACAUCCUACGCAAAUGCGACCACCAACUGAUCCUUUAAAACCUAUAUAUAUGCCUGUAUUUCUAACAAAAAAAGAACGCAAAAAAUUACGAAGACAAAAUAGACGAGAAGCUUGGAAAGAGGAACAAGAAAAAAUUCGAUUAGGUCUUGAACCACCUCCAGAACCAAAAUUACGAAUUUCGAAUCUUAUGCGAGUAUUAGGUACAGAAGCUGUUCAGGAUCCUACGAAAAUAGAAGCUCAUGUUCGACAACAAAUGGCUAAAAGAUUAAAAGCACAUGAAGAUGCUAAUGCAGCUCGAAGACUUACUGCCGACCAGCGACGUGAAAAAAAGGCGCGAAAACUUAAGGAGGAUACUACACUCGGUGUACAUGUAGCUGUUUACAGAAUACGUGAUCUUUUAAAUAAUGCUUCAAAGAAAUUUAAAGUGGAAACGAAUGCAAAACAACUUUAUCUCACAGGCUGUGUAAUGCUUUUUCGAGACUGUAAUGUUGUUGUUGUAGAAGGAGGAGCAAAACAAUUAAGUAAAUAUAAAAGAUUAAUGAUGAAUCGAAUUAAAUGGGAAGAAGAUAUUAUAAAAGAUAAUGAUGGAAAUGAUGUACCGAACAAAUGUGUUCUCGUAUGGGAAGGUACUAGCAAACAACGUCAUUUUGGAGAAAUCAAAUUUAAAGUUUGUCCAAUUGAAAAAAUGGCUCGAGAGCAUUUUAAAAAACACCAAGUUGAACAUUAUUGGGAUUUAGCUUAUAGUGGAGCAGUACUUGAUAACACAGAUGAUAUCCGUUCUUGAAAAUGGAUUCUGUAAUUUCAGCAAUAAAUGCUAAUAUGGACAUGCAAUGAUAGAUAAUUUCAAUACAUUUUAAGUGAGUAAUUAUCGUGGAAACAAACAAUAGUAAAAAAAAAAAUGAAUAAUGUAAGCAGUGGCACAUAGAGCGAAAAUAAAAGUGCUCAAGGCCUCUCUAAUGACAGUUUUAUUUUUAAGUAGUUAUAGAUACCCUGGAUCCAAAAUAUAAAAUUGUAUUCUCAAAAUUAUUUAUACUUUAUAAAUUAAAUUCAAUUCAAGAUAUUUUUUUCAUGAAAUGUUAAGUCAAUUCUUGAAAAAGAUCUUACUCUUUUUAUAUAUAAAAUGAGAAUAAAUAAAAAAUAAUAUAUUCGUUUAAUUCAGAACUAAACUUUCCCAAACUCGAAUUAGUUAUGUUUGUAGUACAUCAUUUACUUACAUAUUUUUUAACGUGUCAAUAUCAUUUAACAUAUAUUUAUGAAAUUAAAAUAUUCGAUAAAAAAAUGUAAUACUGAAUUUGAAUUAUUUUCGAGAUAAUUAACUUCGAUCGUUUCUAAAAAAAAAAAAAUGUAUACGGGUAAUUAUCUUUACGCAAAUAAUUCUUAUAAAAUUAUUUCAUUUUUUAAACUUAUUUAUUUUAGUUUAUCUGCCCACGCUGAAUAUAAAUAAUCACACAUGACACGUAAUGUCCUUUUGUGGAUUGCCGCAUCCAGAUUGUAGGCGUGUGUUCGAGUCUGUAUAAUCAACGCAGUUAAUCAUUUGCAACGUCGUAUUGAAGAAUUUCAAUCUAUAGGUAACAUUACAGUCAAGCCUGUAAGUGUCAAUUAGCAUAGUGCAACGGCAUUGAGAGGCUAUACACGAGGUAUGCUGUAAAAGAACACGCAACAUAUGUAUAUAUACAGCAUGCCAUAUAUACGAAAGUGUGAAUGCACUUUGGAGCCUUGAAACUGUACGUCCAACCGCGACUACGAAUAACACAGUCUAUGAAAGGUGAACCUUGGUCUUGUUCAUAAUACCAAUCCAGCUGCAACGACGACGCGCUUUUACCAUAUCUUUCAAGUGUUAUACGUCGACCGAGCAAUACAUCGUUGACACCCUAUAUUAACAUGAUCCUUACUUGGCCCCACUCUUUGAACCCACUGAACGGACUCAAGUUUUACUUUCGUUCGAGGAUCGGUCUCAGUUCAGGUUUACCGCUUCGUGUUCUUGCGCAUACCCGGCGCGGCUCUUGCGAAAUUUUACGAGGCAAAUGAAUUUUAUCAAUUACUAUCACACUGAGAUAGUUUUGAAAAAAAUGCCUGUUUGUAUAAGACGAAGAUCGAUCAACGGUAUAUUUCUCUUCCUAUCGCGGUGAGUGUUUUGCGUUUUCAUUUUACGAAACAAAACGAAACGCGGCCACUUCACUGGCACACAAUGAUUCUAGUGAAAUUUGAAGUUAUUUCAUCUAUAAAAUUAACAUUUGAUACAUUCAAUGUUUAGAAAUGAUUUUUUCAUUUAGAUUUUAAAGAUAAUGUCAAAAUUAAAAAUAUAUAUAUAAUUAUAUCUUUAAAAUCUUGUAUCAAUAUUCAAUUAUUAUAAUACUAAAAAUAAAUAUUUUACCGAAGAAGAAAUAUUAUCAAAAAUAUUAGAAUAUUGAUUAAUAAUUUUACGUUACUUAAGUAAAUUGUCAAUGAGUAAAUUUGAUGAAAUAUAACUUCAUGUGUACAAUAGAACUAAAACAUCACUAUUCAGUGAUUUAUUUUUGUGAUAAAAAUUACAGCAUUUAGUUUUGAAAGCAAAUUUUUUAAGCAAAUAUUUUAUAAUUCAAAUAAAUACCUUCUAUUUUAUAGAUUAUUUCAACAUUUAAUUAGUGAUGUAAUUUUAUUACAAUAGUAAAAGGAAGGCCAUGUGCUUGUAUUUAUUUUUAAUAUAAAUUCUGAACGUUGAAAAAUUAAUUAGAUAGUAUACAUAAUAUUAAUGAAAUCUUUUGCAUAAAACAAUGUAAUAAUAUUUAUAACAUUUUGAAUGUGCAUCAGAUUUAAAUUUGUAAAUAUUUUUACUAAGAAGAAUUGUAAAUGUAUAUGCAAGAAACUGUGUAUUUUAUAUAAAAUACGAUGUAAAAUGAACUUAUGAAUGCAUCCAAUGUAUCAGAAAAUUAACUUUUAAUUAUAUACCUUACAAAAUCAAA
Molecule: messenger RNA, 4314 nt
Organism: Apis cerana (Asiatic honeybee)
Lineage: Eukaryota; Metazoa; Arthropoda; Insecta; Hymenoptera; Apidae
Gene: Prp3
Product: pre-mRNA processing factor 3
Biological process (GO): mRNA splicing, via spliceosome
Cellular component (GO): U4/U6 x U5 tri-snRNP complex
Source: RefSeq, a predicted model, not a curated record